Syzygium oleosum is the source of this 2055-nucleotide messenger RNA. RefSeq lists its product as uncharacterized. NCBI's taxonomy places the organism in Eukaryota, Viridiplantae, Streptophyta, Magnoliopsida, Myrtales, Myrtaceae. The record is from RefSeq and is a predicted model, not a curated record. The coding region runs from base 536 to 1735 and encodes 399 amino acids. The transcript is spliced from 3 exons.
CCCUCCCUGCCGCCCUCGCUGCCUUUCGCCACAGCCAAAAACACUCCCUGAGCUCACGGGCUUCUCGUCAUCUCCGGAAAAUGCCCCGGCGCCGGUGAAACCCAGUCCCUGUCGACCGGAGAGAGAACUCGGCGGCAGCCGGCGACGGAGUUCGGGCCGGACGCGAUCGCGUGCUCACGGCGGACGGCGUCGGCGAUGAGCGUGUCCGACGGCGACGGCGGCGGCGGCGGCGGCGGCGGCGAGUGAGUGAGUCGAGGUCGCUUGGUUGAGUCCGCAAGUUAUUCCUCGCCUUCGUCCUCGGCGGUCGGUGCCUGAAAGCGACGCGGCGGGUGAUCGCGAGUUGAUCGCGUCUGUUUCGGAUCGGUUGUUAGGUGGAGAAUCUCUGGGUUUCGGUUUGGAUUUGUGAUCGGUUGAUGUGCUGAUCUCGGCUUGAAGGUUAGGUUCUAAUGGCGCAACCGGUGCUUAGAUCGGCGUGAGGAGGAAGAAUCAUCGGCGGGUGAAGUCAGGUCCGUCGUGCUUUUGGUCACGGAGUCCCAUGCCGUUUUCAAUGAAAAUCCAGCCGAUCGAUUGUCACGUAGACGAGGCGAUCAGGUUCGAGCCAGUGAAGCCGGUCGUGAAGUCGCGGCUCAAGCGGCUCUUCGAGCGCCAGUUCAUCGGCGUGCUGAAGAGCUCGGCGGCGAUCGAGAAGGUGUGCGGCGAAGGCGGUGCGCCGCCGGUCGAUAAGGACGGCUUUACUGCGGAGCCAGCUGAAUUCGAGCCGAGCUCUCUCUGCCUGACGAAGAUGGUCCAGAAUUUCAUAGAGGAGAGUCACGAGAAGCAGUCGUCCUCUGCGGUGAGGUGCGGAGGCCACCGCUGCAACUGCUUCAACGGGAACGGGACCGACAGUUCAGAGGAAGGAGAGUCUGAGUUUCCUGGCGGAGGAGGAGGAGGCAGAGGUCAUUGGGGCGAGUUCCAUGGCGAAGCGUGUCAAACACUCAAGAGCUUGGUGAUGUGCGCGACGCUUUGCGAGAGGAAUUUGCUAGCGGACGCUGCGAGGAUUGUGGAGAAGCAGAAAAUGUCCAAGCGCAAGGACGAGAGCGUCCUGAAGAUCGUGUCGGACGGAUUGUCGGCUCUGGGCUACGACGCCUCUGUGUGCAAGUCUCGCUGGGAGAAAUCUGCAUCCUUCCCAGCUGGCGAAUACGAGUACAUAGACGUGAUCAUCAAAGGCGAGAGACUCAUAGUUGACAUCGAUUUCCGGUCGGAAUUCGAGAUUGCUCGGCCGACGAAGACAUAUAAGUCCGUCAUCCAUGCCCUGCCCAACAUCUUUGUCGGCAAGCCCGAACGCCUUGGCAAAAUCAUCGCCAUAGUAUCAGAGGCGGCGAAACAGAGCUUGAAGAGCAGGGGAAUGCACAUCGCUCCGUGGAGGAAAGCCGAGUACAUGGAGGCCAAGUGGUUCGCGCCUCACGCGAGGUCCACGUCCCCGACCACCUCGAAGAGCCCGCAUCGCCUUCCCGUACGAAAGGACCCAUCUCGAGUCGGGUCGGGGUCCUACAAGGAGAGCCUCGGGCCGAGCCGCUCCACCGACAACUCGGAGCUCGACUGCACCUUGUCCCUGCCGAUCGAGAGCUCCUCCGAGGCGGCGGAGGAGGAGGGCGAGGGGAUGGCGAGAGGCAAGACGAUAGCAACGGCGAAGCUCAGGAAUUCGCAGGUGGGCGUAGAGAUUGUGAGUGGAUUGGCUUCAGUAAUAGAGGACUAAAAGCCUUUGCAAGUGUGAGUUGUUUUUUUGGGGAUUGUGGUGUGGGGGAAGGAGAGACUCUUGCCUUUUUACAGAGUUUCCCCCUCCACCUUACUUUCUUUCUUUGGUUUUUCUCCUUUUCCGGUUGCGAUGCCUAUGAAGAGGAUCGUAUAUUUGCAGAUCCCGUAUGGCUUUGGUUUCUACUAACCUCUUCCCGAUGCCCUCCUGGUGUUCUUUUUUUUGGGUUGCGUGCAAAGGGGGGACAAAGAGUGACAAACAGUUUGUAAUAGCUUCUGCUCAAAUCUGCUACGUGCUAUUGAAUGAAAGAUUGGGCGUUACUA